Messenger RNA from Protopolystoma xenopodis, 540 nucleotides. The record is from the annotation of a GenBank genome assembly. NCBI's taxonomy places the organism in Eukaryota, Metazoa, Platyhelminthes, Monogenea, Polystomatidea, Polystomatidae.
CUGGGUUGGUCAGGCAGCGAUUUAUAUACGCACGUUCAACUCGCAUUCUCAUCUGUUCUCGAUAAAAUCGGAUACUCAGCCUUUUGUGAAAUAAUUAAUAAUUGGAAAAAAAAUGAAGAUACCUCUUUUAUCCGAAACCAAGUUGAGUUAGCACUUAAAUGGUCGAACAAUGUCUUUCGUGGGUCAGAUAUUUCCGAAUCUUGUACUCACGAUGAACAACUUACCAUUGAGGAAUAUCGUGAUGAAGAUUAUCAUCUUACCGAAGAUGAAGGAUCUGAUGAAUUAAUUGAUGGCUUAGACUCUGAUCAAAGCGAUAGCCCUGGGGAUGAUGACACUCUAUCUAUAGAGGAUGAUUUUCCCUUUCGUUAUGCUGAUAUAGAAUUUAUGCUGCCAAAAGAAACGUAUGAUUCUGUCUCAUUUUGUUGCCAGUCUUCAUCACUCUUCUUCUCUCCUUUGACGAAGCCUGCCAUGGCGCACGCAUCUGUUACGUACGAUCCUAGAAUCGCCCACCAAGGUGCCGAGGCCAUGCGCGAUGCUGUU